AUGAGUUCGAAAGCUGCCGUGAAAUUCUGGUAUUUACAUCGUCCAAAGACAAUGGCGUAUGUUCAUAAGAAUGCAACAAAGGUUCAGAGUCUUGGACGUGCUUUUGCUGUACGAAAGCUACGACAAAAACAUGGAGCUCAGUAUAUGGCUGAUUUGGCACGACAGGAUCAAGAUAGACGUGAUGCAGAUAUGCUCAAGGAACUCUCCGAUGACGAACGUGCAGCUAAAGAAUUAAAUGAUGCUGCCUAUGAUACACGUGUGGAAGAAUCAAGACGCUUACGUCGUGAACAAAUUGAGAAUGAACGUCGUGCGGAAGAAGAGAUUCGUAUGAAACAGGCAGAAGCCGCGUCGGAGCGUCGUCGUCUUGAAGAAGAACGCAAGGCUGCAGCGAUUGCGGCUCAGGAGGAAGCUGAGCAGCUAGCAGAAGAGGAGAGAGUCCGCAAGGAGCAAGAAAUGGAGGAAGAGCGUCGACGUCAAGAAGAGGAGACGAUGCGACUUCAAGAGCUUCGUUUGAUUGAGGAGGAAGAACGUCGUGUUGCUGAAGAGGCUGAGGCCAAGCGCAAGGCUGAAGAGAAGCGACUGGCCGUUUUGGAAGCUGCUCGCCUGGCUGAGGAGGAGGCAAUUCGUGCGGAAGAAGUGCGUCUUGCCGAGGAAAAGCGGAUUCGUGAAGAAGAAGAGGAGCGGCUUCGCCGUGAAGAGGAGGAACGUCUUGCUGAAGAGGAGCGGAUUUGCGCGGAAGAGGAGGAGGCUGUUUUUCUUGCUGCUCAGUCUCGCGAGGAGGAGGAACGUCUUGAACGUGAGGCCGAGAAAGCGCGUAUUUUGGAAGAAGAGAAGCGCCGUGCGCAAGCGGAGCGUGAAGAUCGUGAGCGUAAACUCGCAGAGAUGGCUCUUGCUGCCAAGGUAGCCGAAGAAGAGGCGGAGCGCAUUCGUCAAGAGCGCAUACAGCAAGAAAAAAAUGAAAAGUAUGAGCAAUCGAUGUCGAAGGACGUGCCAGUGCUCGUACGUCAGCGUGGCCCGGGCCGCAUUGUGAGCUACGACAAGCAUCGCGAAACAUAUGCUGUCGAAAUGGAUAGCUCAGUGGGUGCGAUGCAGAUCACUGUGCCAAGUGGCGACAUCGAUCUUGACGACGAGCGUAUUUUGUCUCCGCGCACCAAAGUGGACACGCCGUUUGGCACGGGUGAGGUCGUGGGUCUUGACCCACAUGUUGGAUGUUAUGCUAUUAACACUGAGAUCAACGCACCGGACGACGACCAGUUCCUGGCGUUUGUGCAGAUUAAGGAUGUUGUUGUUCACGUAGAGGAACAAGAGGAGCGUGCGAUUGUGGAGGAUGCUUCGUUACCAAUUCCUGAUGAGAUCGGUCUCGAAUCCGCUCGCAUUGUUGAUAGCCGCAUUGUAAAUCGGACGGGCAGCAAAUUUAUUCAGUACAAGCUGGAAAUCCGCACAACGAAUUAUGGCACGGUGUUCUGUUGGAAGCGUUAUCGUACCUUUCGCUCCUUAUGUGACCGUCUCAUGAAAGAAAACGGGAUGAAACGCCGUGACAUUCCAGACCUUCCGCACCGUCACCUUGUAGAGCAUUUGCAGUGGGGCAUUCGUGUUGAUGACCAGAUUGCCGUGUAUAAGCGCCGUAACAAACGUGCAACACAACCCAGCAGUCAACCUCAUAGCCGUGGCACCCGCAGCAUUUUCUCGCGACGACGGUAA
Messenger RNA from Peronospora belbahrii, 1701 nucleotides. Lineage: Eukaryota; Oomycota; Peronosporomycetes; Peronosporales; Peronosporaceae. The record is from the annotation of a GenBank genome assembly.